This is a messenger RNA of Ipomoea nil (Japanese morning glory), 660 nucleotides long. RefSeq names its product nuclear transcription factor Y subunit B-4-like. Gene Ontology annotation, molecular function: DNA-binding transcription activator activity, RNA polymerase II-specific; RNA polymerase II cis-regulatory region sequence-specific DNA binding; protein heterodimerization activity. Bases 73 to 426 code for a protein of 117 amino acids. Gene Ontology annotation, biological process: regulation of transcription by RNA polymerase II. The record is from RefSeq and is a predicted model, not a curated record. Lineage: Eukaryota; Viridiplantae; Streptophyta; Magnoliopsida; Solanales; Convolvulaceae. Gene Ontology annotation, cellular component: CCAAT-binding factor complex. The transcript has a single exon.
GGGGAGAGUGCAACGUGUCGACACAGUAUGAUCUGUACAUAGUUUGCAGGGUAGGGAAGGGUAAGAACUAAGAUGGGCGAUGAGCAUGAAAAGUUGCUGCCAAUAGCUAACGUGGGGAGGAUAAUGAAGCAGAUCUUACCAGCAAAGGCCAAAAUCUCUAAAGAGGCCAAAGAGAGAAUUCAAGAGAGCGCUUCAGAGUUCAUUCGCUUCGUCACCUGUGAAGCCUCCGACAAGUGCCACAAGGAGAACCGGAAGACGGUGAACGGGGACGACAUCGUUUGGGCUCUCAGCUCUCUAGGGUUGGAUGACUAUGCGGAGGCCAUGACAAGGUACCUCCACAAGUUCAGAGAGUAUGAGAUGCUGAGAGCAAGCCAAACCAGAGGCCCACCCGCCGGGGAAGACGACGAAGAAACGGAUCGCUACUGAAACCUCAGUUCGCCGCCGGCGUAAGACUACUGUAGCUAGCACUGCUGGAUUCCAGGGUUUUUUUUUUUUUUUUUUCUCUCUCUCUUUAUUUUGACAAGAUAACCAAUAACAUUUGAGUGGAUUUAGUAUUAAUAUGCAUUAAUACUUGUUCUAAUUUCUGCACUUCGGAGUUUAGAUGUUGUAUAAUGUUGAAAUUCUGUGCUUGCAAAUGCAAUUUAAUGAUGAUUUUAUUAA